Molecule: messenger RNA, 1612 nt
Organism: Sus scrofa (pig)
Lineage: Eukaryota; Metazoa; Chordata; Mammalia; Artiodactyla; Suidae
Gene: PIGU
Product: phosphatidylinositol glycan anchor biosynthesis class U
Biological process (GO): attachment of GPI anchor to protein
Cellular component (GO): GPI-anchor transamidase complex; membrane
Source: RefSeq, a predicted model, not a curated record
CUUCCGCCUCGCCUUUCCCCUCCUGCCUGCGCGCCCGCCCCAGCUAUCAUGGCGGCUCCCUUGGCCUUGGUGCUGGUGGUGGCAGUGACUGUGCGGGCAGCCUUGUUUCGCUCCAGUCUGGCCGAGUUCAUCUCGGAGCGGGUGGAGGUGGUGUCCCCACUGAGCUCUUGGAAGAGAGACUCCAUUAAUAAUAUACCUCUUUCAUUUCCUGAUUGACUAUGCUGAAUUGGUAUUUAUGAUAACCGACGCACUCACUGCCAUUGCCUUGUAUUUUGCAAUCCAAGACUUCAAUAAAGUUGUGUUCAAAAAGCAGAAACUCCUCCUAGAACUAGACCAGUAUGCCCCAGAUGUGGCUGAACUCAUCCGGACCCCUAUGGAAAUGCGUCACAUCCCUCUGAAAGUGGCCGUGUUCUAUCUCUUAAAUCCUUACACGGUCUUGUCUUGUGUUGCCAAGUCUACCUGCGCCAUCAACAACACCCUCAUUGCUUUCUUCAUUUUGACCACGAUGAAAGGUAGUGCCUUCCUCAGUGCCAUCUUUCUUGCCUUAGCAACAUACCAGUCUCUGUAUCCACUCACUUUGUUUGUCCCAGGACUCCUCUAUCUCCUCCAGCGGCAGUACAUACCGGUGAAAGUGAAGAGCAAAGCGUUCUGGAUCUUCUCUUGGGAGUAUGCCAUGAUGUAUGUGGGAAGCCUAGUGGUAAUCGUUUGCCUCUCCUUCUUCCUUCUCAGCUCCUGGGAUUUCAUCCCUGCAGUCUAUGGCUUCAUACUUUCUGUUCCAGAUCUCACUCCAAACAUUGGUCUCUUCUGGUACUUCUUUGCAGAGAUGUUUGAGCACUUCAGCCUCUUCUUUGUAUGUGUGUUUCAGAUCAACGUCUUCUUCUACACCAUCCCCUUAGCCAUAAAGCUGAAGGAACACCCUGUCUUCUUCAUGUUCAUCCAGAUUGCCAUCAUCUCCAUCUUCAAGUCCUACCCGACCGUGGGGGAUGUGGCCCUCUACAUGGCCUUCUUCCCCGUGUGGAACCACCUCUACAGAUUCCUGCGAAACAUCUUUGUCCUCACCUGCAUCAUUAUCGCCUGCUCCCUGCUCUUCCCUGUCCUGUGGCACCUCUGGAUUUACGCAGGAAGUGCCAACUCCAAUUUCUUUUAUGCCAUCACACUGACCUUCAACGUUGGGCAGAUCCUGCUCAUCUCUGAUUACUUCUACGCCUUCCUGCGGCGGGAGUACUACCUCACACACGGUCUCUACCUGACCGCCAAGGACGGCACGGAGGCCAUGCUUGUGCUCAAGUAGGCCUGGCUGGGCACAGGGCUGCACGGACCUCAGGGGGCGAAAGGCCCAGAAGCUGGGCCAAGCCCUCUAGCCAGCGUUGCCAGCAGGCAAGCCCUGGGGCAGAUGAGGUUUGAGUCCAGGGUCAUGAAUAUCUGGCACCAGUGAGGAGCCAAGGCUGGCAGCAAGGCCUGUGGGGCGGAGCCAGGAGUCUCCACCUGGCCCCCACUGUGUGGCUCUGCACACCAGGAGCCCCUCCCAAGCAGGAAAGGGGAAGAAGCAGGUGAGCAGGGUUUGUUAGGCUGUGGCUACUUAAUAAAUGUUUCUUUUGUUAUGAAAACGUCU